UUAAAGUAGGAAAGUAAUAUUUGUGAUUUUUUUUGUAAGAGAAUUGGACGUAUUGAGUAAAAAUGGCUCACAGAUUUAGUGAUUUUGAGUUAGAAAGCUUAGAAGCCCACAAUGCAUAUCGUAUUCGCCAUGGAUCACCACCUCUCCAGCUUAAUGUUAGCAUGUGUCAUUUUGCCAACGAGUGGGCUAAAAAUUUGGCAGCUAAGGGCCAAAUGUUUCACCGACAGAAUUCACCUUACGGCGAAAAUAUUUAUUUCUCGUAUGGAAAAAUUGUAAACGGAACAACAGCAGUGGAUAUUUGGUAUGAUGAGAUUAGAUCACAUGUAUUCCAUCGCGAACCUGUAAGUCUGGCUACAGGGCACUUCACUCAGCUUAUUUGGAGAGAAAGUCGUCAAUUGGGGGUUGGAAAAGCAACCAAUUCAUCUGGACAAACAUAUGUCGUAGCAAAUUACGAUCCACCAGGAAAUUUUAUGGGAAGGUUCGCACAGAAUGUGCCACCACUAAAAAUAUAAAUUGUAAUUAUGUUAUAAUUUAAUUUUUAUAUUGCUAAAUUAUCUACAACUCAAAUUUAUUAAUAUU
Molecule: messenger RNA, 579 nt
Organism: Phlebotomus papatasi
Lineage: Eukaryota; Metazoa; Arthropoda; Insecta; Diptera; Psychodidae
Product: Golgi-associated plant pathogenesis-related protein 1-like
Exons: 1
Coding region: 63-512 (149 amino acids)
Cellular component (GO): extracellular region
Source: RefSeq, a predicted model, not a curated record